AUGGAGUCGCGGCUCUGCCCCGGGGCCCAGUGCGCGUGGAACUUCGUGUGCGCCAUCCCAGAGUGGAGUCUCUGUUUCCUGCAGUCCUGUGAGGCUCCUGCACGCAAGCCCUGCUGGCCUUCAGAACGCUGGGGGCUCCUCCCCCCAGUGACAGACCCCGAAGGCUUGGAGCCUGCCGUGGGGCUCGGAACCCCCACUCCUGUGGGAGAGCAUCUGUGA
Messenger RNA from Rangifer tarandus platyrhynchus (Svalbard reindeer), 219 nucleotides. Lineage: Eukaryota; Metazoa; Chordata; Mammalia; Artiodactyla; Cervidae. The record is from the annotation of a GenBank genome assembly.